GGCAGGCAUCCAGCCGUUGUGAGAAAGAGCGAUCGUCAUAAUUACUGUUAAUAAUUAGUCAGGAUAAGAAGCUGACGUGAUAUAUAUUGAUGGCAGAAGUGUCCGAGGUCUCAUUUGAUGCCCAGGUUGCAGAGGAGAGGGUGGAAGAGGCAGAGGAAACUCUGGAUCGGAGACAGACUGGGACAGGGACUCAUAGGGAGGAAGCAGAGGACGUCGGCGCAGCAGAAGCAGAAGCAGCGACAUGAUGCGACCGGGGGCGAAGCAGUACGUGGUGGCCAGGCCGCUCUACUCCGAGGACUCCUUCGCCGAGGAGCACGAGCGGGUGCACCGGCAGCGCAAGACCAUGCUGGACCACAUCAGGCAGUACUUGACAUGCGACGCCAAACGGGCCAAGAGCGCGGCUCUCUCCUUUCUGCCGAUCAUCGGCUGGAUGAGGAUCUACAACGUGAGGGAGUGGCUGCUCAGCGACAUCGUGUCCGGAGUCAGUACGGGGCUGGUGGCUGUGCUGCAGGGUCUGGCCUACUGUCUGCUGGCCUCUCUGCCCACAUGGUACGGACUCUUCUCCGCCUUCUUUCCUGUGAUCACCUAUUUUUUUCUCGGCACUUCCAGACAUAUCUCAGUAGGUCCCUUCCCGGUUUUGUGCCUGAUGAUCGGCUCGGUGGUCACCAGGAUAAUACCAGAUGAGGGUCCACCAACCCUCAACGUCACAGAAUUCGACGGCCUGUCGGUAGAUCAACAGAGGGUGCUGGUGGCGUCAACGGUGACCUUCCUCAUUGGAAUCAUGCAGCUGGCCAUGGGUGUUUUCCAGAUUGGCUUUGUGGUCAUGUACCUGUCAGACACCCUGGUGUCUGGAUUCACCACGGCGGCUGCCAUCCACAUCCUGGUGUCGCAGCUCAAGUUCCUGCUGGGGCUGGAAGUCCCCGGACUCAGCGGACCGUUCUCCAUCGUAUAUACGCUGGAGAUCAUCUUCAACAAGAUCACAUCCAGCAACGUGUGUGACAUAGUGAUCUCCCUGGUGAUCAUCGUGGUGGUGUUCGUCGUGAAGGAGCUGAACGAGAGGUACAAAUCCAAGCUGCCUGUUCCCAUCCCCAUCGAGGUCAUCAUGACUGUGAUUGUAUGUGGCGUUUCGUAUGCGUUCGACUUCAGCACCAGAUAUGGCAUUGCUGUGGUUGGACACAUUCCAAGUGGGUACGAGUCUCCAGUAGCUCCCAGCGUAUCCCUCUUCCAGGAGACAGCGAUGGAGGCUUUCUCCAUGGCCAUUGUGGGCUUUGCUGUUGCCUUCUCAGUGGCGAAGGUCUACUCUGUCAAACAUGACUACCCCAUCGACGGAAACCAGGAGCUGAUCGCCUUCGGGGUCAGCAACAUCUUCGGAGGGCCCUUCAAGAGCUUGGCAGCGAGCACGGCUCUGUCCAGGUCGGCGGUGCAGGAGAGCACGGGAGGGAAAACCCAGGUCGCCGGAUUGCUCUCGGCUGUCAUCGUGAUGAUCGUCACCUUGGCUGUUGGAUUCCUCCUGGAUCCGCUACCAAAAUCGGUGCUGGGCGCUGUGAUCAUCGUCAACCUGAAGGGGAUGCUGAUGCAGGUCAAGCAGAUGCCGUACCUGUUCAGGAGGGACAGAACAGACUGUGUGGUGUGGCUGAGCACCUGCUUGGCAGCCAUCUUUCUGGGGCUGGAUCUCGGACUGGCGGUCGGUCUGGGCGUGGAGCUCAUCAGCGUCGUCUUCAGGAUCCAGUUCCCUCGCUGCAGCGUGCUGGCCAACAUUAAAGGAACCGAUCUGUACAAAGACAGGAAGGACUACACCAGUAUAUCCGAGCCAGACGGUGUGCUGAUCUUCAGGAUCCCGUCACCAAUCUUCUUCGCCAACGCUGAUUUCUUCAGGAAUAAGCUGAUCGAGGCUCUCGGCUUCAGCCCGCUGAGAGUGCUGAGAAAGAGGAACAAGGCCCUGAGGACGAUCCGGAAACUUCACAGGAGGGGCGAACUGCAGUGGACAUCAAAAGGCCUUCUCAGCACCACAUACACACCAAUCCAGGACUCCAAGGACGAGCGCGACAUAGAGGCACUCGACCUGCCAACUGACUUCCAGGACCUUCCUGGCCGGAUCGACUGGGACGGCCAGCUUCCGGCCAACAUCGUCGUUCCCAGAGUGGACAUUCACAGCCUGAUCCUGGACUUUGCGGCCGUCUCCUUCAUGGACAUCUCGGCUCUAAAGGGACUGAAAACUCUGCUGAAGGAGCUGAUCCGUGUUGAAGUUGAGGUGUACAUCGUUGCCUGUGAUACUUAUAUCCUGGAGAAGCUCCACGCCUGCUGCUUCUUCGACGAGGAGGUUCAGCCGUCCAUAUUCUUCCUCACCCUGCACGACGCCAUGCUGCACAUCCUGGAGAAACAUCCGGAGUCCAUGCAGAGCAAGUCAGACUUUGAAAAGAUCAUCACAACAGUCACGGUUCACCAUCCAAGUGGGCGGUUGAGGAGCCGAGAAAAAAAUGCUCCAGAAACCAAGUUCUGAUCUCCCCGUAAAGACCAAAGACCAAGAAACAUGAACAUGCCGUUCAGAAACUCACAUAAUGAACAGUGAGACGCUGUGUGUAAUUGAAGCUCACCUAUGGAAUAUUUAAUGUCAUAUAAGAGAGUUGUUGUUUUAUACUGUAUAUAGUGAAUUUGUAGAAAUUUUUUGUGCAAUGUAUUUUUCAUGUUUUAUCGUUGUAUUUUCAAGACAAUGAGGGUAAAUAAACU
Molecule: messenger RNA, 2727 nt
Organism: Salarias fasciatus (jewelled blenny)
Lineage: Eukaryota; Metazoa; Chordata; Actinopteri; Blenniiformes; Blenniidae
Product: chloride anion exchanger-like
Exons: 21
Coding region: 242-2500 (752 amino acids)
Biological process (GO): transmembrane transport
Cellular component (GO): membrane
Source: RefSeq, a predicted model, not a curated record